AUAUAUACUCAUAAACCCCAACAACUACAAGAACCUGAAUGCAGAAAGCAGAUAGAUAAUAAUAAUCAAAGUAGUAUAGUAAGAGCAACAUUUGGAUAUGAUGCUAAUAAUGACACGUUGAAACUCACUCUUCUUCCCUCAUAUUGCUAUUGUUGCAAACAAAAACAUGAAUCUUCAAAUUUCAAAUAGCAUCGAUUCUUCACUUCAACUCCCAAAACCCUUAUCCUCUCAUAAAACAAUCUUCUUCACCCAAUUCCCUCACUCUUCUCUUUCUCAACACAUUCUCAGAACCAAAUUUCCUCACAAUAAAAACCCUCGCAAAUGCAAACUCAGAAUCACCGCUUCCAAUUCUCUUUCACUUUCAUCCUCCAACCAACAAGACUCCGAAUCUAUUCAGCUUUUCGAGAAACUGAAGGAAUCUGAAAGGGAACGGGUGAAUGAGUUAGAAGAACUAGAGAGAAAGGCUAAUGUGCAGUUAGACAGGCAGCUUGUAAUGGCUUCUUCAUGGAAUAGAGCUUUGUUGACUUUGCGUGGAAAAUUGAAGGGAACUGAAUGGGAUCCUGAAAAUUCACAUAGGAUAGACUUCAGUGAUUUUUUGAAAUUGCUUGAUUCAAAUAAUGUUCAGUUUAUAGAGUAUUCCGAUUAUGGACAAACUUUAUCAGUAAUUUUACCAUAUUAUAAGAAUGGGAAAACAUCAGGCGCUGAAGGGAAUCCUAAGGAUAUUGUUUAUCGGCGUCAUGCAGUUGAACGAAUGCCGAUUGAUUGUUGGAAUGAUGUUUGGGGAAAGCUGCAUCAACAAAUUGUAAAUGUUGAUGUCAUUAAUGUAGAUUCUGUACCUGCUGAAGUAUACUCAACGGUUGCAACUGCAGUCAUAUGGUCUAUGCGUCUUGCCCUGGCUGUUGGAUUUUAUGUUUGGAUUGAUAAUUUGAUGAGACCAAUAUAUGGAAAGUCGAUACCUUAUGAUUUGGGAACUCCUCCUCCCACCCCACAAGCUAAGGUGCCCGUCUUAAGAAGACAUGCACUUGGUUCUCUAGGCAAGAGUAGGGCUAAAUUUAUAUCUGCAGAAGAAAGAACUGGUGUUACAUUUGAUGAUUUUGCUGGCCAGGAAUAUAUAAAAAGGGAACUACAAGAGAUUGUCCGAAUUUUAAAGAAUGGCGAGGAGUUUCAAGACAAAGGAAUCUAUUGUCCAAAAGGUGUACUUCUUCAUGGACCCCCUGGAACUGGUAAAACUUUACUGGCUAAAGCCAUCGCUGGUGAAGCAGGGUUGCCUUUUUUUGCUGCUAGUGGCACGGAUUUUGUAGAGAUGUUUGUAGGGGUUGCUGCAUCCCGUGUUAAAGAUCUUUUUUCUAAUGCAAGAUCAUUUGCACCUUCGAUAAUCUUUAUUGAUGAGAUUGAUGCUAUUGGUAGCAAGCGUGGAGGACCUGAUAUUGGUGGAGGAGGUGCUGAAAGGGAACAAGGAUUACUUCAGAUACUGACUGAGAUGGAUGGAUUCAAAGUUUCCACAGCACAGGUCCUUGUGAUAGGUGCUACGAAUAGAUUGGAUAUUAUUGAUCCUGCUCUUUUGAGGAAGGGUCGUUUCGACAAGAUCAUUAGAGUUGGUUUACCUUUAAAAGAUGGAAGACUUGCCAUUUUGAAGGUGCAUGCUAUGAAUAAGUCUUUUCGCUCAGAAGAAGAAAAGGAUACUCUACUUAAGGAAAUUGCAGAGCUAACAGAAGAUUUUACUGGGGCAGAGCUGCAAAAUAUACUGAAUGAAGCUGGAAUUUUAACGGCCAGGAAGGAUCUGGAUUACAUCGGCCGUGAUGAGUUGCUUGAGGCCUUAAAAAGGCAACAAGGAACAUUUGAAACAGGGCAAGAGGAUACUACAAAAAUUCCUGAAGAACUGAGACUGAGAUUGGCUUAUAGAGAAGCAGCUGUUGCUGUUCUUGCAUGUUAUUUUCCUGAACCCCACCGCCCUUUUGUCGAGACUGAUAUAACAUCUAUUCGCAGCCAGCCAAAUAUGUGUUAUAAUGAAGUUUCUGGAAAGGUUUUUAAAAGGAAAUCAGAUUACAUAAACUCUAUAGUGCGUUCUUGUGCUCCAAGAGUAAUUGAGGAGGAGAUGUUCGGGAUCGACAACUUGUGUUGGAUGUCUGCAAAUGCAACAGUAGAAGCUUCAAGGCUUGUAGAAUUUUUGAUUCUACAGACUGGAAUGACUGCCUUUGGGAAAGCAUAUUACAGAAACGAAACCGAUCUUGUGCCUAAUCUUGCAGUGAAACUUGAAGCACUACGAGAUGAGUAUAUGCGUUAUGGUACAGAGAAGUGUUCAUCUGUGCUAAGAGAAUACCAUUCAGCAGUUGAGACAAUCACAGAUAUUUUGCUUGAAAAGGGGAAAAUCAAAGCUGAGGAGAUUUGGGACAUUUAUAAGAGUGCUCCUCGUGUAGCUCAGCCUUUUGUGAGUCCAAUUGAUGAAUAUGGAGCACUAAUUUAUGCUGGACGAUGGGGAAUCCAUGGGAUCAGUCUUCCUGGAAGGGUUACAUUUGCACCAGGCAAUGUUGGAUUUUCGACCUUUGGAGCACCACGCCCUACGCAGACGCAAAUUGUCAAGGAUGACACAUGGAAACUAGUAGAUGAUAUCUGGGAUAAAAAGGUUCAAGAUAUUAGAGAUCAAGCUUCAAGGGAGAUUGAAGAAGAGAAAGAAAAGCCACAACUUUUGAUGGCAAGUCAUUUCCUCUGAGGGGAACUUGUAUUUGACUGCAGGAGCUAUCUACUUGCGCAAAGAGUACAAAUCAUCUGUCAGUUAUGUAACAACAAUAGCGACAAUGUCUCCUUUAUGCGGAAUUCAUGGAUCAAACUAGUUACUCUUGUGUUUUCGACCUUUAAUCUAUAAUUGUAAAUUUGUAUCCUGCUCUUUUAGUUGUUAAGCUGUUCUAUUAGGGUAUUUUGCUUCUCUUUCCCAGUUCUUUAUCAGCUGGAAUCUCAAUUUGGAGUGCAUAGUAUCAAAAUGAAGUUUGAUCCUCUCUCGAGCAAUCUAGCUGAAGGUGAUUCAAUUUUGUGGAAGAGGCCGCCUUUUUCGUCACAGAUAGCACACCAGGUCUGUAUGAGCUGUAUAGAGUAAGUGAAAUGCAUUACUUGCUAGUUACUUAACAUAAUGUAAUUCAUUUUAGGGAUGUUGAGGCAGUUGCAUAUCAAUUGACUUCAAAUGUCUAUGUUGUUGUAACUUUGUGAUUGUAGUCUUUAAUGAUAAAUUAAAGUGUAAAGAAUAAAUAUCGUUACACUGUUUUUCUUUA
Molecule: messenger RNA, 3263 nt
Organism: Trifolium pratense (red clover)
Lineage: Eukaryota; Viridiplantae; Streptophyta; Magnoliopsida; Fabales; Fabaceae
Product: probable inactive ATP-dependent zinc metalloprotease FTSHI 4, chloroplastic
Exons: 17
Coding region: 167-2710 (847 amino acids)
Biological process (GO): proteolysis
Cellular component (GO): chloroplast thylakoid
Molecular function (GO): ATP hydrolysis activity; ATP-dependent peptidase activity; metalloendopeptidase activity
Source: RefSeq, a predicted model, not a curated record